AUGACGACAAAUAAAACAAUAAAAUGGCUUGAUAUUAUUGAUGACGUCGCAGCUGGAUAUAAUUCAACGCCUCAUCGUUCAAUUGGAAUGGCCCCUGAGCGUGUAACCUACGAAGAUACCGAAAAAAUCUUUAAAAAGCUCUAUCCUGACAUUGAUCUUGUAGUCGAGCCAAAACUCAAGAAAGGAAACAUUGUUCGAAUUUUGAGAAAAAAGAGUCUUUUUGACAAGGGAUACAAGCAGAACUGGUCGACGGACGUCUACAAAAUCAAGUCCCAUAAGCAAAAGGCGGGAGUUGUUUGGUAUAAACUCGUCAGCUUAGGUGGCAAAGAAGUCUCCGGCUCACAUUACUUAUAUGAGCUUCGUAAAAUCGCCGACGAUUUUGAAUCUUACAACAGCAAAAAAUUUUGA
Molecule: messenger RNA, 408 nt
Organism: Oikopleura dioica
Lineage: Eukaryota; Metazoa; Chordata; Appendicularia; Copelata; Oikopleuridae
Source: the annotation of a GenBank genome assembly